UUCCGAAGGCAAUGCAGACAAAUCGAAUGAACAUAUGUCAUUGUAGGCCUUCUAAUUAUUGGAAACACUGUUCCUCGUACUGAGUGUAUGUUACUGGAUCAGCUGUUUACACGCAUUCACCAAAACAAAUGGAUUUGAUUAAAAGUUUGAAUUAAGCCACUCCUCAAUAUUAGUUGGCAUUUCUUUUUUGAGGAAAUAUUACUACACAAUUCGUCUUCAACGCUUAAUCCAAUCUCUAAUUGUAUAAUUGUUGAUCAAGCUCACUCAAACAGCUAUAGUAUAAUACAACCAAAUUUUGUGGUCGAUUAUGGAUUAUUUCAUUGGAGAGUGAACAAUUCACGUCAAAUUUAGCAAUUCAAGCAGUUUUAAAAUUGAGAACUGGUAAGUCGUAUGUUAUGUAUACUACACACUUGCAUUUAGGAAUGAUAAUUUGAACUCGUUCUAGCAGGUAUUACCCAAUCUGAUCCGUGCUGGGCGGGUAUUACCCGACCCACAGUAGUAUGGGGCAAGGCAUGUGGCACGACUUCCGACCUCUCCUACCCUGACCAAUUGCGUUCUUAACCCAUCAUAUCUCAAUUUGUCAAUAUUUAUUCGUAUUUCUCCAAUUUGGGCUUUUCUCUAGUCAUAUUUUCACCCUAUUAAACAUUUUCUUUGUUGUAACAACACUAUGAAACUUUAUAUAAGUGCUAGAUUUAAUCUUUCAAACUAGUUAACUCAAUUCUCCGUUAUAUUAUAACUAUUUUUCAUUCAUUAUAGUAUUUUCACUUCGUUUUGUCAGAAAAAAUAAAUUUUUGCAUUUAUUUUUUUCAAGUAACAUGUGAAAAUAGAUCGACUCAUCCCGCCCCGUAUCCACACAGGUAUUACCCGACCGGACUCGUUCUUAAUGCAGGGCGAGUAUGAGUAUUAAGAUACCCCGCUUGUCAUCACUACUUCUACUUGCAUCAUAAUGUAAAGCAUUUGGCUCUUUCUUUCUCUAACUAAAAGGUGGUGGUAUGAUGUUAAAAUUGUGUGAAAACUCACAUAUAUUUAACACCUAAUCCAGUCCCUUAAUCAAGCUAACACAAAAAGAGGUACAAAUACAACCAUUGCCCACUACAAAUGUGUUAUAUGAUUAAGAUGUAUAUUGUACACUAUCAUAAUUACCACUCUAACAAUUGAACUAUUUAAUUACCAAUCCUCCUCUCCUUUUCAUCAACAUAAAUUUCUGGAAGUUUGGCUUCCUCCUAGAGAAAAGCAACAAUGAAUUAACAGAAACAGCGAGAGAGACGAGAAAGAUAGAAAAAAGCGCAGGAUUCUCGUUCUCCACAUAUCUCUCUCUCUUCCUUCUUCCUCCUUCCUCUGCCCGCCACCGCCACUUCUCGGGAUAGUCUCCUCUCCCUUCCAAUUGAUCUUCCUUUUAACCCUUCUUCCCUUUCUUCUGCUUCUUUUCAUUUUCUCCCACUUCUCCAUUUCCUUUCAAUCUCGUUACGCAUUGUUCUUCACCUGAUUUGAUACUACAUUUCUAACCCCAGACGAAUCAAUCUUCAUCAUCAUCAUAGUCUUCUUCUCCUCCUCCUCCGGGUGAUGGUGGGUUCGAAUUUGAUUCGUUCUAUUUGAACAUUGGCCGGAAACGAAAACCGCAGAGCCCAGAAACAGGGGAAUAGGGGGGAAACCAAAACAGAGCAUCUGACAUUCCUCUGGUUUUGGGAAAACUUACAUUAUCUCUUAUCAUUAUAUAUUUAGGGGUACAUUUCUAGAAAAAUGGCGGUGAUAGAAUCGUUGCUGGGAAAUGAAGCAAGGAGAUUCAUCAAGAGGAAAGACAGUGACGCUGGCGAAACAGGCCGAGCUCUAGAAGAACUGAGAGGCACGCUGUACAACGAUCUUCGAACCUCGGAAGGAGCAAAGAGGCAGCAGCAGAGGUUCUGCGGGCCGCUCGUAGCUAUGACAUUCAAUUUCGUGGUCUCCAUAGGGAUAAUCAUGACCAACAAAGUCGUAAUGGUGAAAGUGGGUUUCAAUUACCCAAUACUCCUGACAUUGAUCCACUACGCAGUAGCAUGGGUGCUGCUAGGGAUAUUCAAGACACUGGCAUUGCUCCCAGUCUCGCCUCCUUCCAAGUCCACUCCUUACACUUCCAUCUUCUCCCUGGGCGUCGUCAUGUCGUUCGCUUCUGGCCUCGCCAAUGCCAGCCUCAAUCACAACAGCAUCGGGUUCUAUCAAAUGGCGAAGAUUGCAGUCACACCUACCAUUGUGUUUGCAGAGUUCAUUCUCUUCAACAAAACCAUCUCUCGUAACAAGGUAGUGGCGCUGGGUGUGGUGUCAGCAGGUGUGGCACUUGCUCAAGUUACAGAUUUGCAGUUCAACUUCUUUGGAGCUUGCAUUGCCGUCGCCUGGAUAAUUCCAAGCGCGAUCAACAAGAUUCUGUGGUCGAAUCUGCAGCAACAAGCCAACUGGACCGCCCUCGCGUUGAUGUGGAAGACGACGCCAGUAACGGUGCUGUUCCUGCUAGCACUGAUGCCAUGGCUGGACCCGCCAGGUGCUCUGUUGUUCAAGUGGGAUAUCCAAAACUCAUCUGCUAUUCUAAUGUCAGCUCUACUUGGGUUUCUCCUCCAGUGGUCUGGUGCUUUGGCCCUCGGGGCAACAUCUGCGACUUCUCAUGUAGUGUUGGGACAGUUCAAGACGUGCAUGAUCUUGAUAGGCGGGUAUCUACUGUUUGAGUCAGAUCCCGGGUUUAUCAGCAUCUGUGGAGCGAUUGUAGCGCUUGGAGGGAUGUCGGUUUACACUUCGCUCAACUUGAGGGAGACCAAAAAAGAGAGCUUCGGCCCACAUCAGAAGCAGACGUUGCCACUGUCAAAGCCAAAGACAGAGCUGGAACCAACUCCUGAGGAGACCUCUGAAGAUGUUGAAACCCUUUCUCUGUUGUCUUCCAAUGCUGUAUGAAAAUUAAUUUCAGCCGUAGAAAGAAGACAGAGAGAUAGUAGAUAAAAUAAUGUACACUAACAGUAGCCUGUCCUUGAGACUACCUCACAAAGAGGCAUCUUCAUUGUUGGGGAUUUUGUUCGAGUGAAGGAAAAACCAUGUACAGAAUUACUCACAUAUUUUUCUCUCAUAGUAGCUUACCGCAACAUAAAGGUCGAGUUUUUCAAAUUAUACGACUCCGUACUUGAUAUCAUAAUGGAUACUCUGCACCUAAGGGCAAGUUAGAAGUCAGAUAUAGCCAGGAAAAAACAGCAAUUUCCGCAUCAAGAGUACUAGCUUUUAUCCCGGCCAUUGGCCGGGUGAGUUUCAUUUCAUUGUGAAUACGGGUUCUUUUUGUUCGGACAAUUUUUUUUUUUUGUGAUGAUUGAGUGUAUAUCUUGCAUUAUUAAUGAUUUAUCCUUUAUGUAUAAUCAUAUGAUUAAUAAAUUGGAUAACAAAUCAAUGUUAUAGGUUGAAGAAUUGUAUAAUACAAAUUUCUAUAGUUGUUUCCCUGCUGUCGCGAUAAGACUAUGUUAGAUUGAAUUUCACACAUGGUGCUAUAUAUUAUGAACUCAAAAUAUACAUUUGUAAUUGUA
Molecule: messenger RNA, 3530 nt
Organism: Linum trigynum
Lineage: Eukaryota; Viridiplantae; Streptophyta; Magnoliopsida; Malpighiales; Linaceae
Source: the annotation of a GenBank genome assembly